ACUCCGGGGCUUCCGUAGGGUCAAACAUGGCGGCCGCCCUUCUACGAGAGUUGGGUUCACUGUGGGUACCUCACCUGAGGAUCUGGGCAACGCAGGCGCUGCGAGUUUCACCCCAAUCAUGUAUCCACACAAGUGCUUCUCUUGACGUUUCUCGAAAAUGGGAGAAGAAGAAGAACAUUGUUUACCCACCUCAACUGCCUGGCGAACCUCGGAGACCAGCAGAAAUUUACCAUUGUCGGAGACAAAUAAAAUACAGCAAGGACAAGAUGUGGUAUCUGGCAAAAUUGAUACGCGGUAUGUCCAUCGAUCAGGCUUUGGCUCAAUUGGAGUUCAGUGAUAAAAAGGGAGCUCAAGUAAUUAAAGAGGUUCUCUUAGAAGCACAAGACAUGGCAGUGAGAAACCACAAUGUGGAAUUCAGAUCCAACUUGUACAUAGCGCGGUCCACCUCAGGUCGAGGCCAGUGCCUCAAGCGCAUCCGUUACCAUGGUCGAGGUCGCUUUGGCAUCAUGGAGAAGGUCUAUUGCCACUACUUUGUGAAGCUGGUGGAAGGGUCCCCACCCCCACCUGAAGCCCCCAAGACAGCAGUUGACCACGCCAAGGAGUAUAUUCAGCAGCUUCGCAACCGGACCAUCAUCCACGCUCUGUGACAGCCUUUCUGGCUCCUCAGUCUCGGAAUGGAUCAGAGACCGAGGUGCAGCCAGAAACGGGGAGUAACACCGGUAAAGAAGAGUCCACACACACUGUCAGACUGGGAGUAUCCAAACAGCAGAAGGCCGCUGCACGAGCAGGAUCUCCAGUGAGAAGAGGCCCCACAUCCACGGAGAACUGAAAGGAAUCCUAUUUUAGUGCAUUGAGGUGUCAAAUGCCUUUAAUGCCGGCAAUCGAGAGGCAGAGACAAGUGGACUCUGUGAGUUUGAGGCCAGCCUGGUCUGUCUAUUGAGUUCUAGGUUAACCAGGGCUACACAGGGAGACCCUGUCUUCAAAACAAAACAAAGCAGAAAACCCAGUGCUUAAAAUAGACAAAUGAUCUGAAUAUCCCUUUGUGAAAAUGGAAAUACCAGUAGCCCAAAGGUAAGUGAGAACCAGUGUCUUUAGGACUGCUCUGGGGCCAGCCCUAUCACUCCUGGGAAGACACGGAGGGCUGGCUAAACACAGUUAACUUGGUUGUUAACACCUGCAGAGGAGACGACAGCUUUUCACGUAGGAAGCAAAGUGGAUGGAAGCAGAAGAGCCUGUGCUUAGGAAAUAGAGACUGUGACAAAGUGCACUUUCUCACCCGAGGAAACUAAAAGAACUGAAAGUGGUCACGCUUUCACACUGGGAAGGCCAGGCAGGGUGCACUGGCCAGCACACACGCUGUCAGUAAGUGUGGAAAUGCCAUAUUGAAAGCUUGGCAAAUGAAGACAUAAGAGCAUUACACACAUGCAGACAAUGUCAUGAAACCAUGUGUAUAAUUAGAAUAUGCUAACACAUGUAACAGAAAAAUGUAUAGUUGAUAUAUCAAUAAAAUGAAAAAAAUCAAAAAU
Molecule: messenger RNA, 1526 nt
Organism: Psammomys obesus (fat sand rat)
Lineage: Eukaryota; Metazoa; Chordata; Mammalia; Rodentia; Muridae
Gene: Mrpl22
Product: mitochondrial ribosomal protein L22
Exons: 8
Coding region: 27-647 (206 amino acids)
Biological process (GO): ribosome assembly; translation
Cellular component (GO): mitochondrial large ribosomal subunit; ribosome
Molecular function (GO): structural constituent of ribosome
Source: RefSeq, a predicted model, not a curated record